Molecule: messenger RNA, 1071 nt
Organism: Auxenochlorella protothecoides
Lineage: Eukaryota; Viridiplantae; Chlorophyta; Trebouxiophyceae; Chlorellales; Chlorellaceae
Product: 2-succinylbenzoate-CoA ligase, chloroplastic/peroxisomal
Exons: 2
Coding region: 1-1071 (356 amino acids)
Biological process (GO): fatty acid metabolic process
Molecular function (GO): medium-chain fatty acid-CoA ligase activity
Source: RefSeq, a predicted model, not a curated record
AUGAAUCUAAAGCUGGGUCUAUCGAGCAGUGACACCUUCCUGCACUGCACCGCCUUCUUCCAUGUUGGGGGCCUGAACUGGGCGCUGACCGGACUGGAAGCGGGCGCCAGCCAGGUCUUUCUCCCCGACUGGUCGCCGGCGGCCGCCCUCCAGAUGAUCAAAGACGCCAAAGUCACGGCCAUUGCCCUGGUGCCGGCUAUGGCGUAUGACCUUGUCGCUGAGGCGCGAAGAAAGGCAGGCGGGGCCACCCCGGCACCGCUGGCGGGCAUGAGGGUGGUGCUGGUGGGCGCCGGCCGCCUGGAGGGCGCCACGCUGGCGGGCCUGGCGGCCCUCUUCCCGCGCGCUGUCGUGUGGGCGGCCUACGGCCUCACCGAGUGCGCUUCCUCCCUGACCUUUGCCUGCCUGAGAGAACCCGGGGAUGACCCGGGCCCGGCCAGCCUGGCGCCAGCCCGCCGCCAGGCUGGGGGAUGGGCCGUGGGCCGGCCGCCAGCCGGCGUCGAGGUCGCGGUGCUGGGAGGCUAUGGCGACGUGACCCGCUGCGGGGAGGGCGAGCUGGUAACAAGGGGACCGCACAUCAUGAUGGGGUACUGGGCGGACGGCGGUGCGCAUCGGAGCCAGUCCAUGGCGCAGGGUUGGCUGAGGACGGGGGAUGCCGGCGCAGUCGCCGAGGACGGUUCGGUCUACCUGUCCGGCAGACUGAGCGACACCAUCCGGUCGGGGGGGGAGAGCGUCCCUGCCGGGCUGGUGGAGGAGGCCCUCCUUGCCAUCCACGCUGUGCAGGAGGCAGUCGUGGUGGGCCUGCCCGACCCCCGCCUGGGUCAAACAGUGGCAGCCGUCGUGGUGUUGCGCCCCGAACCGACGGCUGGCGACGCUAGUGGCCCAGAAAUCAGCUGCACCACCAGCGGGGCGGUGCUGCAGCGACUGCGGCAGGGCGGGGCCUUGGCGGGCUUCCAGCUUCCGCGCAGCAUCACAAUCAUGGGUGCAGGUGACAUACCCCGGACAGCCACGGGGAAAGUGCGGAAGCAGGAGCUCGUGGCACAACUCCAGGCUGUCCGGGCAUCCAAGCUGUAG